Messenger RNA from Penicillium chermesinum, 510 nucleotides. Its product is annotated as putative NADH-ubiquinone oxidoreductase 178 kDa subunit. The record is from RefSeq and is a predicted model, not a curated record. The transcript has 3 exons. Gene Ontology annotation, cellular component: mitochondrion. NCBI's taxonomy places the organism in Eukaryota, Fungi, Ascomycota, Eurotiomycetes, Eurotiales, Aspergillaceae. Bases 1 to 510 code for a protein of 169 amino acids.
AUGUUCGCCGCCAGACGUGCUGUCUCAUCGCGGCAGCUGCUGCGCUCCCAGCCGCCCCGUCGGUUUGGCUCCUCCCACGCCCACGCCGAGCCCGUGAACGAAAGCCUCGGCCGCAGUUUCUUCGUCACGGUUGGUGGCAUUGUCUCCGCUUGCGCUAUCUACCGUAUCACCAAGUCCACCAAGGAGUCUGGCUCAGAGUCUUGGAUCUCCGGUCUGAUCAGCAAAUGGACUCCUUCCCAGGAGACCUUUGAGCAGCGUAACGCCAUCCACACUGCUAUUUUGGAGAAGGCUGCCGAGGACAAGCAUCUGCUCCAGAGUCAAGGACCCCAAGAGUUCUACCAGUUGAAGCAGCCUGACUUGAUGAACGCCGGUGCUCCCAUGAACGUCGCUCCCGGUUCUCAGGCCGACCUGAGCCAUGUUGUGGCCCACUACGAGAAGCAGAACAAGGAGAUCGAGGAGGCUCGCGUUGCCCGCAUGCAGGACGGCAAGGUGGUGUCGAUUUACGAGUAA